GAAGAAGAAGAGCUUCGACAAGCAGCUUUUGUUGACUCGCAGGUUCUGCAGGUCAGCCUGAGAGUGGAAGCAUGGCAGCGAACAAUUAGACACUUUUUGAGUCGUUCUCCAUUAAACCACAUUCCAGUGUUCCAGGAAGAGCACAGGGAGUAACAGCUCUCUGCUGAGACUUGGUGACGUUUGUCCAGGCAAGUGUGACUCUUCCACCCGCUAGCAUUAGCUUAGCCGUGUUGUGCAAGUGUUAAGUGGCUCAUUGGACAGAUUUGUGCCGUUUUAAUAUUUGUUACGCGAAAAAAAAUCCUUUUACACCACUAGCAUUAGUUUUUCUCUUCAGAAAAGAAACAGUCACUGGAAAUAGUUAAACUUUAUAGUUAAACUUUAGCAUUGUCCCUACUUAUUUCUUAGGUUUAUUGUUUGACGAUAUUAUCUCCACUGUGUGUAGUAACGGUGUGGAGUGCAGCAUGUGUUUUUGUACUUUAAAUACUCAAGUUCCAUGUGAUGAGUUUACGGUCAAGAUGCGGCUAAACUGACAGCUAAUGCUAGGCCAUGUGAGCAGCUUCAUUCGUUAAGUUUUUCUCUCGUUGGUUUCCUCAUAUACUGGUGUUAAAGUUUAUGCACGUUAACGUGUAAUUAAUAGCUGCUUAAAAAUCAACCGAUGUGCAGUAUAUAAAAAUGUUACACAAAGUAUUGCGCUGAUGUUAGCAUUAGCAUUAGUGGCACCGUGACACUGACAGCUCACCUCGACCUUUUAUUGCACUUUAUGUUCUGAUUCUAUGUAAAUGCUAUAUUCAGGAGCCUCUCAUUGUAACACAAUCUAACGAUACGUUUACGGCUACCUGCUGGUUAACAUUGCCUGAGUUUGACUACCUAGUUGGCAGAAGACGAGUGACUUGUUAAAGGGUUAGUUAACAAGUCGUGCUUGCAUUAAAGGUACACUGCUGGUGUAUGUGCUUAAAGGGACUUUUCAAAUGAUGUUAGAUCCCAGUGGGGCACUAUAGUGUUUAUUUUUUUCCCCAAAAAACAAUCUCACAUUGUGUACAGGGUAAAUGUGCAUUCUUCCCCACUUAGCCUAAACCCUCAUACAUGGACUUCCUGAAUUUGUGACGUGAGAGAUUCAAAAGAGCUUGUGGAAAUCGUGUGAAGUUUUUGUACUCCACCAUUCACGAGUUUUAGGAGUGGCAUAAAACCAGAGAUUAAGUUAAAACCACAUCAUAUAUGGCACUUGCAUGUCUGUACGACUCGUGUAGAAGUCUGACAAGUUGCAAAUGUAGCUUAGGGCCCCUUUUAAUGAUUGACAGGAUGUGUUGCAUCAUUGGCAGCAGCACAGAUGAUGAGAGGAUCUCCACUGAUGUCAACACCAAGUCCUUCAGAUACUUUAAUGAUUACAUGAAUGAUUAUGCAGAUGAAAAGUGGACAUGCCUUGAGGAGGCACUUGUAGGAAGUGUUACCUCAGAAAAGGCGUGGCCUAAGUGUCGCUACUAGUUGCAGACGCCUCCUUCUUUGACCUCCUCGUUGUGUUUACUGUUUCAUCUAUUAAUAGCAGCACACCUACAUUCUCGAGAGAAUUAGCAGGGUAUGCUUCCCAGAGGCAAAACAGCAAACAAGUGUUUAGUGCAGACGGCACGCGGGCCACACCGAACCUCAGAGACAAGCUGGACAACUUUCGCAGGUCUGUUAGCAUUUAUGUUGUCUAAUGGGUGUGUGUAUUGUUGUGACAAUUAUGUUAGCAGGCAUGUUCAUGUUAGUAUUGAUUUAUUUUGUUUUUAGAAGGAGAGUGUUAGCAGGUGUGUUGUAGGUAGGAGAAACGUUAGCAAGUGUGUUAGACAUGUUUUGAUAGUGAGUAUGUUAGCCCUAGUGUUGUUUACAUAUGAUGCGUGUUACCUUUUGGUCAUGAUUCAGUGUUUAUUUGUGUCAAAUGAUGCAAUCAUACCUGUGAUGAAAUCCUUCUGGGCGUCAUUGUCAGAACAUUGGCGUUUCGUUGUUGUCACACUUUCAAUUGAGUUCAAGCAGUAAAUGUCAAUCAUUUAUUAGUUUAAUGAGUAAAAGCAGUAAAGAGCUUUCUCAAGUAUUGAAUCGAUAAAAGACGUUUUGCCUCUCUGCUUGGAUGACAGGCGAAAUGUCUUCUAAGACGAGCUGACCAGCCGACUUGCGAUCGAUUCAAUGUCCUUAGAAUACAAUGACGAUAUUCAUACAACAUGGUAAAGAGCUUGUUUUCGCCUCUGCAUGCUAGUCAAGCAGCCUGGCAUGAUCUAUGGUGUGAUGAUUUGCUCAUGCCUCGCAUUGUUUCAUUAGGAAUGAGCCUUUACACACACACACACACACACACAGAGUUUAUUGUGUGGGAGAGAUGUGUUUUAAGCUGUUGUUGAACAGGAAAGUAAGGACAAUAAAUUGUGAAAAUGAAGACUUGCGUGUCCAUUAUGAGCCAUCACUAGGAAGCGUCUCCUUGUCUUUCAGCUCACUGAAUGCCUCGCAACGUCUGCUCCAUGCCCACCCUGUGCGCCCCCAUGGCCGGGAGUUGACCCCGUCCACCAGGAUGACGCUGCGCGAGCAGCUGAGGGAGAAGAUCUCGGCGGCUUUCUACCGCCACGGAUUGUUGUGUGCCACCUACCCAGUGCCCAUCAUCCUCUUCACCUCGGCCAGCAUCCUCACCUGCUGCUAUCCUCUAUUGAGGCUCCCUCUGCCCGGGACGGGUCCUGUGGAGUUUACCACCGGGGUGCGAGACUACAGCGUCCCUUCCCAUGAGCCUGUGGGAGACCUGGCAGAGUGGCCUGACUGGUAUGAAGGACCACCAGUGGCCUACAUCCAGCAAGUGUUGGUCAAGGCAGCCGUGUCUCCGUGGGACAACAGCUUGGUGCCAGUGGACGUCUUUCGCUCGCCGCUGGGCCAAGUCUUCAGCCUGCUGGAUGAGAUCCGCAACCACGUGCACGCCGACGGCUCAGGUCUUCGCAGUCUGGAGUCCCUGUGCCUCCAAGUGACAGACUUGUUGCCUGGGCUACGGCGGAUGCGGUCGGUACUGCCGGAGCACGGCUGCCUGCUCAUCUCUCCCGCCAACUACUGGCAGAACCAACGGGAGCUGUUCGACUCUGACCCCAAUCCCCUCAAGACCAUCCAGAUGCACGAACCCAAAGGGCUGCACACGUCAGCCACGCUGAGAGACCUGCUGUUUGGCGUUCCGGGGAAGCACACAGGCGUGAGUCACUACAACAGGAAGAGGGUGGUGACAUACACCAUCACCAUGGUGCUGUCCAGCUACCAUGCAAGGUUCCUUAGCAGCCUUCGAUCUCGCCUGAAGCAUCUCCACCCGUCCAACUGCAGCCUGAAGGAAGAGCGCAUGGUCCAUGUGCACUUCAAGGAGGAGAUCGGCGUGGCAGAGCUCAUCCCCCUGGUGUCCACAUACAUCAUCCUCUUCGCCUACAUCUACUUCUCCACACGUAAGAUCGACCUGGUGAAGUCCAAGUGGGGUCUGGCUCUGGCUGCUGUGGUCACGGUGCUCAGCUCCCUGCUCAUGUCUGUGGGACUGUGCACACUCUUCGGCCUGACGCCCACGCUCAAUGGAGGGGAGAUCUUCCCAUACCUGGUGGUAGUGAUUGGCCUGGAGAAUGUCUUGGUCCUCACCAAGUCUGUAGUGUCCACGCCAGUUGACCUGGAGGUCAAACUGCGCAUCGCUCAGGGCCUGAGUAACGAGAGCUGGUCCAUCAUGAAGAACAUGGCCACUGAGCUGGGCAUUAUCCUCAUUGGAUACUUUACAUUCGUGCCAGCAAUCCAGGAGUUCUGUUUGUUCGCUGUCGUGGGUCUGGUGUCUGACUUCUUCCUGCAGAUGUUCUUCUUCACCACCGUGCUGUCCAUAGACAUUCGUCGCAUGGAGCUGGUUGACCUGCACAGGCACAUGCCCCCGGUCAAGCCCGGCCCACAGCGAGUGCGCCCUCCCCCACGGCCCUCCCCUCACACCAUCAACCUGCACACCCAUAGGCCUCUGCGCCCACCCAAGCGGCUGCGACUGGCCUACUUCCUGGCUCGCACGCGCCUGGCUCAGCGCAUCAUCAUGGUCAGCACUGUGAUCUGGAUCGGAAUUCUUGUCUAUACCGACCCAGCUGGACUGCGCACCUACCUGGCUGCACAGGUGUCUGAGCAAAGCACUCUGGGAAACCCCGGAGGCGGAGGCCUGAACCCCCACCUGGAGGUGGCCCCCGUCUUUCGUGGAGGAGAUCCGACCAGCACCCUCACUGAGCGUUGGGUGCCGGACCCGACACCGUUACCUGACAGCCAACCACAGGGACACCCUGGCUCCAAGGAAGAGCCCCUCCUGCAGCCUCCACCCGCUGUACCCCAGAUUACAUGGGGGUCUGGAGACGAAGAAGUAUGGAGGAAGUUGUCUUUCAGACACUGGCCUUCACUCUUCAGCUACUACAACAUCACGUUAGCUAAGAGGUACAUCAGCAUCCUGCCCGUCAUCCCUGUCACCCUUCACCUGAGCCCCCAGGAAGCCAUCGAGGCGCGGCACCCUCAGGACACCCAGCACCCUCUGCCACCCAUUCCCAAGGUCACGGAUCUUCAGACGGACCUGACGCUCUACAAGGUGGCGGCUCUGGGCCUGGCGGCCGGCGUCCUGCUGGUCUUGCUGCUCUUCUGCCUCUACCGAGUUCUUUGCCCACGCAACUACGGUCAGAGGGACCGGCGCCGCCGCCGCCGAGGGGAACUGCCCUGUGACGGCUACGGUUAUGGGCCGCCUGUCAGCGAGAUCUCACCGCUACUGCUGAGCGGCCACAUGAUGGACAUCGAGUGUCUGGCCAGUGACGGGAUGUUGCUGGCGAGCUGCUGCCUGGCCGGACAGAUUCGGGUGUGGGACGCUCUGACGGGGGACUGCUUGACUGUCAUCCCCAAACUCGGAAGUGUCUCCUGGGACGCUUCCACUGUGGCGCCCAACUUGGACGAUUCUAGUGCUGAAGGUUGCGAUGUCUCAGAGGAUGAGGGCCACUUGUUAAGGCACCGCUCAUCUCGCUUCGAAGGCCAGCUUGAUAUGACGCCGCUCAUCGACAUCAACUUCUCCCCGCCACCCUGCCCUCACACCUCGCUGCCCAGCAGGGGGGGCUUUGAUUUUGGCAGCCUGGUGGCGACGGUCUAUAGGGAGCACAAGUCGCCAUCACCAUCCGCCUACUUCUGUCCCUCCUCGCCGCCCUUAACCAGGACACUCCACAGUCGGCCUUCCCUGGUGGAGGCCGCUGCUCCUCCCCCCACCCAUGACAUGAGUGUCAUGGAAGGAUCGGUGUGGGCCAUGGAGUUCAGUGGGACUCUAAUCGCUGUGGGGCGGAGCAACGGCGUUCUUGAGCUGUGGGAUGGUGUGGAGGGAUGUUUAUGCUGCAGCAAUGACGGCGGCGCCUCUGGAAUCACAGCUCUCGUCUUCCUGGACAACAGAAUCGUGGCGGCGCGUCUCAAUGGCUCGUUGGAUUUCUUCAGCGUGGACGUUAACAAACCUUUGCUUCAUCUCCGAGGCGCUGCGGGUCGAGGGUCCGAGGACGCCAUCAGCUGCACGCUGACACGCUCGGUGCAGUGUGCUCACCAGAAGCCCAUCACGGUGUUGCGAGCCGCCGCCGGCAGGGUGGUCACCGGCAGCCACGAUCACACCGUCAGGGUUUACCGUCUGGAGGAUUCGUGCUGCCUCUUCACCCUGCAAGGUCAUUCGGGGGGGAUCACCGCCAUUUACAUCGACCAGACCAUGGCUCUGGCGAGCGGCGGCCAGGAUGGGGCCAUCUGCCUGUGGGACGUCCUGAGUGGCAACCGUGUCCACCAUGUUUACGGGCACCGCGGCGAUGUCACCUCGCUGGUGUGCACCACAUUGUGUGUCAUCAGCUCGGGGCUGGAGGACCUCAUCUGUGUUUGGGACCGCAACACGGCAAUCAAACUCUACUCCAUCCAGCAGGAAGCAGGCUGCGGCGCCAGUCUGGGUCUCAUCUCAGAGUCUCUGCUGGUGACAGGUGGCCUGGGCUGCGUCUCCUUUUGGGACUUGAACUACGGCGACCUCAUCCAGACGGUCUACUUGGGUCCGAGCAGCGACGGGCAGGGCGUGCGGCAGCUGCUGGUGCUCGACAACACCGCCAUUGUGUGCGACUUUGGCAGCGAGCUGAGUCUGGUCUAUGUACCCUCGGUCCUGGAAAAACUGGACUGAGGAGGCGGAGUUUCUCCAUCAUGGACCAGGUUUGGUGUGUUUGAUUUAGUGCCCUGUAUGCUGCUGACCCGGGUGGGGCUUCACUCAAGACUCAGCCCUCCUGUCCUCAUUUUUUUUUAAAUUUCCUGCUGCUCCUUCGCUGCACAUGCCAACAUGUGGCCUGCUGCCAUCUGCGACACUUGAUUGCGUGUGCACGUGACAGUUUGAUAUGUAUAGAUGGAUUAUUUAUUAGGUACUUUAGCUCUGAACAAUUAUUUUGGUGGGGGCAGGAAGCUCUUGAACUGGGGAAUGAGACCUUCUCUUUAGCUCUGCCUUCCUGCGAGGUUACUGAUGCUGUUGACAGGACCCACAUGCACGACCUCCAUGUUCCUGUUAUCAUGUUUACAUUGGCCGCUGUGGUCACAUGACUGUUGUGCGUCGUUGCGGACCUGUUAAACGAUGUUUUGGACCAAACAAGCAAAGGUGAAAAUGUGCUUUGUAAAUUCCUCAUUAGGCACUUUUUAUAAACAAGCAAGGUCAGUGACUUUUGGAGAGGAAGCGGCUGCUUUGCAUUUCAACCAGAAACCCCGCACCCCUACUCUUCAUUUGCUGGCUGUGUAGAUUUAACUUAUUGACUUUUGUAACAAAACUUUGUACUGUACUAAUUUUCAAUAAAGAGUCUUUGAUAUGACAUCGUGUAGACUAAC
Dunckerocampus dactyliophorus (ringed pipefish) is the source of this 6852-nucleotide messenger RNA. It is a transcript of the gene scap, whose product is annotated as SREBF chaperone. NCBI's taxonomy places the organism in Eukaryota, Metazoa, Chordata, Actinopteri, Syngnathiformes, Syngnathidae. The record is from RefSeq and is a predicted model, not a curated record. The coding region runs from base 2348 to 6166 and encodes 1272 amino acids. Gene Ontology annotation, molecular function: protein binding; sterol binding. Gene Ontology annotation, biological process: SREBP signaling pathway. Gene Ontology annotation, cellular component: Golgi membrane; endoplasmic reticulum membrane. The transcript has 22 exons.